Molecule: messenger RNA, 1056 nt
Organism: Penicillium diatomitis
Lineage: Eukaryota; Fungi; Ascomycota; Eurotiomycetes; Eurotiales; Aspergillaceae
Product: NADPH:quinone oxidoreductase family protein
Exons: 2
Coding region: 1-1056 (351 amino acids)
Cellular component (GO): mitochondrion
Molecular function (GO): oxidoreductase activity; zinc ion binding
Source: RefSeq, a predicted model, not a curated record
AUGCGUGCCGUCCAAGUCAAAGAAUACGUCAAGGGCCCCAGUGACCUCACCGUCACAGAAGUCCCCACCCCCGGCCCAUCCCCAGACAAAUACCUGAUUCAAAUCCACUCCGCCGGCACAAACUUCUUCGACAUCCUCCAGAUCCAAGGCAAAUACCAACACCAACCCCCUCUCCCCUGGAUCGGCGGUGCCGAAUUCGCCGGAACCAUUCUCGCCCUCCCGACGCAACCCCGCUCCUCCUCCGCGAAACCUCGUUUCCGCGUCGGCGAUCGCGUCUUCGGCGCUACCCAAGGCGCUUACGCAACUCACAUUCUUGCUCCGGAAAACGCCCUCCUCCCUGUCCCGCAGGGCUGGAGCUUCGAAGACGCGGCGGGCCUGUUCGUUACCGCGCCCACUUCCUACGGGGGCCUGGUGCACAGGGCGGGCGUGAAAGCCGGCGACUGGGUGCUGGUGCACGCGGCGGCGGGCGGCGUCGGACUGGCGGCGGUGCAGAUUGCCAAGGCGAAGGGGGCGACGGUGAUUGCGACGGCGGGGACGGCGCGAAAGCGCGAGAUUGCCAGGGAGUUCGGGGCGGACUAUGUGAUUGAUUAUACGGAUGCGAAGAAGUGGCCGGAGCAAGUGAAGGAGUUGUGUGCGCAGCAUCGGCAGGGGAAUGGCAAGGCCGGUGUGGACAUCGUGUAUGAUCCUGUGGGCAUGAUCGAGGCCAGUUUGAAGUGUGUGGCGUGGAAUGCGCGAUUGUUGGUGAUUGGGUUUGCGGCGGGCAAGAUUGAGAAAGUGGCGUUGAAUCGGGUGCUGUUGAAGAAUGUGAGUCUGGUGGGAUUGCACUGGGGUCAGUAUGCGAAGUUUGAGACGGAGACGGUGGGUGAGGUGUGGAAGGGGAUCUUUGAUCUGGUGGCGCAGGGCAAGUUUAGGGGCACGGCGUUCAAGGAUGAGAGCUUUGUCGGGUUGGAGAGCGUGUCCAAGGCGUUGCAGGCGUUGGGAGGACGAGAGACGUGGGGGAAGGUGGUGGUGAAUGUGACGACGGGGGAUGAGCAAGCCAAGCAGAGCAAGUUGUAG